This is a messenger RNA of Vicia villosa (hairy vetch), 882 nucleotides long. Its product is annotated as disease resistance protein RPV1-like. Bases 1 to 882 code for a protein of 293 amino acids. The record is from RefSeq and is a predicted model, not a curated record. Lineage: Eukaryota; Viridiplantae; Streptophyta; Magnoliopsida; Fabales; Fabaceae. The transcript is spliced from 2 exons. Gene Ontology annotation, biological process: signal transduction.
AUGGCAUCAGUUUUUCCUCCUCCAUCUCUUACACGGAAAAUCCCUGAACAAAACCACGACGUUUUCCUCAGUUUCAGAGGCCUGGAUACUCGCUAUAAUUUCACAAGCCAUCUAUAUGCCGCGUUAACCCGACAUCAAAUCAAAACAUACAUUGACAAUGAGCUUGAAAGAGGUAAUGAAAUAUCACAUUCACUUCUCAGGGCAAUCAAUCAUGCAAAGUUAUCAAUAAUCGUCUUCUCAGAAAACUAUGCUUCUUCUAGAUGGUGUUUGGAAGAGCUUGUGAGUAUACUGAAAUGUAAGAAAGACGAUGGUCAAAUUUUAGUGCCGAUUUUUUACCAUGUUAACCCAACAAAUGUAAGGAAUCAGACGGGAAGCUAUGGAGUUGCUUUGGCUGAGCAUGAAAAACGUAGCGACAUGAAUAAGGUUCAAACAUGGCGGAUAGCUUUGACAGAAGCUGCCAAUUUGUCUGGCUGGAAUUGCUUGGGCACAGGGAAUGAGUCUGAACUUGUAGAGCAAAUUGCAAAGGAUAUAUUACAAAAGCUGGAGUCAAUAACAAGCAGGGGAUUAGAAGGACGCAUUAACACAUACAAGCAAAUUGCACAACAGAAACAAGAGAAAUCACUUAGAACAGGUAAUCUCGCGGACAUGGAAGAAUUGAUUACAACAUUGUACCAACUUGCAGAAUUAAAAUUGGAGAAAGCCUCUAGUUCAAAUGAUUGGAGUGUUUGGAGUGAUGUUAUAGGUACGCAUGAACGUAUUUUGCAGCUUAAACUAGACAAGUGGAUGCGAACUUAUAGUGCAAAAGAUUUGGAGGAUAUAAAGGAUGCAAGGAACCAUUUGUUGCAUUUUUUUGAAAAUAUUCCAACUACAUUUGCUAGAUAG